Penaeus vannamei (Pacific white shrimp) is the source of this 967-nucleotide messenger RNA. RefSeq names its product keratin, type II cytoskeletal I. Lineage: Eukaryota; Metazoa; Arthropoda; Malacostraca; Decapoda; Penaeidae. The record is from RefSeq and is a predicted model, not a curated record.
GGAAUUCGUUGGUUUGUUGGUAAUCAUCGGAACAGCCGUUUCCGCAGCCCCAAUGGGGUACGAUUUGGGUGCACCAUCAGGGGCAGGAGAUUCUGCUGGAGCACUUUCGGUAGGAGGAGCCGGUGCAGUAAACGUUGACUUCGACAGCAGCGAGGGCGCCAUUACUGGUGUAGAAGGAGAGGUCCUACAUGUAGAUGGCACUUGUGUCAUUCCCGAAAUCACAAGAAAAGUAUACCUAUUCAACGUUCCUGAACAGGAACAGGCUGUCGGCCCAGCACCCAGUAUUCCUCCUCCUGCAGUAGAACACAACAUCCUCUUCGUUCGUCUUCCCGAAGAAGGACCAGCACCCGAGCCAAUCGUUCUUCCUCCACCAAGACAGAACAACAUUGUCUAUGUCCUCAACAAGCAGGAUGAACAAGUUCAGCGAGUGAUCGAAGUACCAGCUCAGCCACAGGCUGAUCCUGAGAUUUACUUCGUCAACUACCAAGAAGGAGAAAACCCGACUCUUCCCAUUGGAGUAGACCUGGAAACUGCUCUCAGUUCCGCAGCAGCAGCAGGCGGUCAAGUCCUCGGAGGACUUGAAGGUGCUGGAGGAAUUGCAGGUGGAGAAGCCGGCUUUGGUGGCGCUGGUGGUGUCGCUGGUGGAGAAGCCGGCUUUGGUGGCGCUGCUGGUGUCGCUGGUGAGAAGCCGGCUUUGGUGGCGCUGCGGUUUCGCCGGUGGAGAAGGAGGAAGUGGCUUUGGCAUUGUAAAUGGGGUGGAUUAGGUGGUGUUAAUGGAGCUGGUAUUGGUUUGGGUAUCAACGGAGGCGCCAGUGGACUUCAUUCGGGUCAAGGAAGUAGACCUUCAGGCCUGUACAACACGCCAUAAUUUAUUGUUCAUUAGCAAAAGGUGCACAUUAAUUAAGAUGCACCAGUAUUCCUUAUAAUGUUAUUUAUAACGUUCAAAAUAUAUCGAAAUAUCAAAAAU